AUCGGUAAUGAUGACGAGUGUUUCCUUCGCUCAUUCUUGAAGCUCUGAGGAUUUUUUUUUCUCAGUUCACACCUAACCAUCAUUGGGUGUCAGCACUCGAGCUAUUCAGGUACUCAGCAGAGGAGGAGGCUAUUUAUAAGCGAGCGCCCUUGUGUUUGCAGCUUAUGAAGUGCUGUUUGUGUAAAUACGGAGGCCAGCACGCACACUGGUGUUUGGACAGUGCGUGAAGUGGACUUUUUUUUUUUGAUAGAUUUGGUUUGAGUGCUUGCUCCUUAUCGGCCAGAACAAACCCAGAGUGCAUGCAAGGAAAGGAUGGCUGCACCGACCAAGUUCAGUUUUUCCGUAAGGAGCAUCCUGGAUUUGCCUGAGCAGGAUGCGGAUGCAGCAAAGCGGUCUUCCCCGAUUUACUCCUCUUGCUCUUCCAGCUCACCCUACAGCUCAUGGAUCGACUGCGAGCGGAGCCUUUGCAUGUCUUCUGACGAUUGCAAUUUCGAGGCCUCUCCUGACUCAACUAAGCCCGAUGACCCGUCCCUCGAUUCAGAGCCUGAGCAGAGCAAGAAGAGCAAGAAACGCCGCGUUUUGUUCUCCAAGGCCCAGACCCUUGAGCUGGAAAGGCGCUUCCGCCAGCAGCGCUACCUGUCGGGUCCGGAGAGAGAACAGCUGGCACGGCUGCUGAGCCUGACUCCAACCCAGGUGAAGAUCUGGUUUCAGAACCACCGCUACAAGAUGAAGCGAGGUCGAGCAGAAGGAGCACUGCAGGACGUAGAAAUCCCGCAGCCGCCGGUGUUGCGCAGAGUCGUUGUUCCGAUCCUGGUCCGAGACGGGAAACCCUUUCACACAUGCUUACUUGACUCUGAGAAAUUUGGGUGUUUACCUCCGUCAUCUCAGCCGGUGCCCUUCCCUUUAGCUUACACAUCUCUUCAGCAUCCAUCCCCCGUUGCUCUUCCUCCAAGGUACCACCAACACUUUCCGGCCGUGGCGGCGGCCUCCAGCUUCGCCUGGAGAGACUUUUGGAGUGAUUCGGUUCAUCUUAAUUCUUUCAAGUAAAGGUCUUGUUUCGAUGGACAAACUCAUUUAGAACGGCAUCAAAUGUUUUCUGAAUGUUUUGUAAAUGUUCGAGCCACUUAAACGUUUAGAUUUUUUCUAUAGAACGAAUUAUAUUUUGCACAUUUUUUACGCACGUAUGCGGAAAUUUUAAAUGUUGUUUUCUCUUACAUGGCUUAUUGCUGUAGCCUUUAGAUUUUUAAUUACCGAGGUGUAUUCGUGUGAUUUUUAAGCCUUUUUAAAUGUAAUAUUUACAUAAACGACUUGAUAAUUGAGUUCCAGUAGCUGCAUUAGGCGGUAGAAGAGGAUAGGAGAAUAGGGGCAAAGCCGCUAUAUAAGUAUGAAGGAAGAAUAUGUCAUUUGUUGGUUUCAAGGAUACUUUUUUAAAGAUUUAAC
Neolamprologus brichardi is the source of this 1440-nucleotide messenger RNA. It is a transcript of the gene nkx2-9, whose product is annotated as NK2 homeobox 9. Gene Ontology annotation, molecular function: DNA-binding transcription factor activity, RNA polymerase II-specific; RNA polymerase II cis-regulatory region sequence-specific DNA binding. The record is from RefSeq and is a predicted model, not a curated record. Gene Ontology annotation, cellular component: nucleus. Gene Ontology annotation, biological process: regulation of transcription by RNA polymerase II; cell differentiation. NCBI's taxonomy places the organism in Eukaryota, Metazoa, Chordata, Actinopteri, Cichliformes, Cichlidae.